AUGGCGGACGAAGGUGCAUCUCCUCGUGAACUAGUCAUUGAGGCUUGUCGUCGAGACCAGCCUCAUUUGAUUGAACAAGUUCUAAAGGGCAUGGAAGGCAAAUCGAACGAAGAGGUGGCCGAGUUCUUCAACGGCGUUACAGACUCAAUGGGAAACCAUGCUCUUCAUAUCUGUGCUACAUAUGGCAGCGGUGACACGAUGGACUGUCUCUUUGAUAUACAAUACUUUGAAUGCGACCCUCUCACCCGCCUCGACAAAGAUACCCCCCUCCACAAUGCUGUGCGCUACGCCAACGAGAAGGAUCGUGAAAUCGGACUGGAGAUGAUCGAGAUGAUGUGCGAAGCUGGCUGUGACCCACGAGUCAGGAACAAGCAUGGUCAAAAGCCCGCGGACCUUGUUUACAACAAUCCAGAGAUUAAGUCGAUUCUUCAGAAGACCGAAUACGUUCUUGCAGAGGGUCUAAGAGAUAACUCGGACAAUGGCUCUGUUCAUGACAGUGCAAGUGAUAGCGAGUAA
Molecule: messenger RNA, 516 nt
Organism: Aspergillus oryzae RIB40
Lineage: Eukaryota; Fungi; Ascomycota; Eurotiomycetes; Eurotiales; Aspergillaceae
Product: ankyrin repeat-containing protein ANK1
Exons: 3
Coding region: 1-516 (171 amino acids)
Molecular function (GO): protein binding
Source: RefSeq, a predicted model, not a curated record